AUGGAGAUGGAUAAAGAGCAGAAAAAAAGAUGGAUUAUAGAAGGAUCAACAUUGGUUCACGAGAAAAGCUUCCUGGACAUUAACCACCUGAAGAAGGACAUUCAUCACCUGGAGGACAUUAACCACCUGAAGAAGGACAUUGAUCACCUGGAGAAGGACAUUAACCACCUGAAGAAGGACAUUGAUCACCUGAAGAAGGACAUUAACCACCUGAAGAAGGACAUUAACCACCUGAAGGACAUUAACCACCUGAAGAAGGACAUUAACCACCUGAAGAAGGACAUUAACCACCUAAAGAAGGACAUUAACCACCUGAAGAAGGACAUUAACCACCUGAAGAAGGACUUUAACCACCUGAAGAAGGACAUUAACCACCUAAAGAAGGACAUUAACCACCUGAAGAAGGACAACACACGUUACAGGUGA
Homarus americanus (American lobster) is the source of this 426-nucleotide messenger RNA. RefSeq lists its product as uncharacterized. The record is from RefSeq and is a predicted model, not a curated record. Bases 1 to 426 code for a protein of 141 amino acids. The transcript is spliced from 2 exons. Lineage: Eukaryota; Metazoa; Arthropoda; Malacostraca; Decapoda; Nephropidae.